AUGGAGGAGAGAGUGAUCGAGCAGGCCGAGCAAAUCAGAAACCUCGAAGGUGGUAUCCGAACGGUUCUCGAAAUCCUCAGACGAAACGAGGAAAUCAGUCGUCCAUCUUCCAUCAGCAGCAGCAGCAGCUCUUCUGUUGAGAGCUAUCUCUCCUCGACUAGUCAACCCACCCCUGUCGGUGACGGAGCCGAGGCUCUGACUGAGGGAGAUCAGAAUGCCAAUGCUUUUAGUGAGAUUAUCGAGAAUCUUUCGGUGCUCGAUAACUUCUUUGACUACUUCAUUAUGGGCUCUGAUCACACAACUUUGGUCGAACGCUCAGAGCGUAUCCAGGCUUCAUCCGCCGCCUUCGUCGAGGCCGCUACAGAGCAGUUGGGCAGCUAUAUGGGCGAAACAGAGGCUGAGACAAUCAUCGCCCAACUCUCCAGUCUCGACGGUGAGCAGAUCAUCGAUGUCUACAUCGGUCUGAGCCACCGGAACCGAUCCAGCAAGUCACAGGGGGAAAUGACCAUCACGGCCACUGAGAUUUCUCACACCGAUAGCCAGUCAACUUAG
Messenger RNA from Fusarium vanettenii 77-13-4, 552 nucleotides. RefSeq lists its product as uncharacterized. The record is from RefSeq and is a predicted model, not a curated record. Lineage: Eukaryota; Fungi; Ascomycota; Sordariomycetes; Hypocreales; Nectriaceae. The transcript has 3 exons. The coding region runs from base 1 to 552 and encodes 183 amino acids.